Messenger RNA from Penicillium taxi, 1083 nucleotides. RefSeq lists its product as uncharacterized. NCBI's taxonomy places the organism in Eukaryota, Fungi, Ascomycota, Eurotiomycetes, Eurotiales, Aspergillaceae. The record is from RefSeq and is a predicted model, not a curated record. The transcript has 3 exons. Bases 1 to 1083 code for a protein of 360 amino acids.
AUGACGAAGAUCUUCUUUACCGGUGCAACAGGAUAUAUUGGUGGUGAUGCACUGGCUACGCUUGUUGCAAAACAUCCCGAAUUAUCAUUUUCAGCGCUGGUUCGCAGCUCAGAAAAGGCAGAGCAGAUUAAAGCCCAGUAUCCGAAUAUUCGGAUUGUCCUCGGUGAUCUGGAUGACUCGGCUUUACUAGAACGGGAGAGUGCCGCCGCCGACAUUGUCCUGCACACGGCAGACGCUUCGGACCAUGUGGGAGCUGCAAAAGCGAUCGCGGCGGGCCUUGUCGCUGGUCACUCGAAAGAAAAUCCAGGUUACUGGUUACACACAGGAGGAACUGGAAUCCUGACAUACGAAGACAGCGACAGUGGCGAGUAUGGGCGCCAGAGCGACAAGGUCUACGAUGACUGGGAUGGCGUGGAAGAGUUGCUCAAUCUCCCCGAUCAUGCUUUUCAUCGCAAUGUAGACCAACUCGUAUUAGCGGCCGGCGAGACACACGCCGAAAUCAAAACUGCGCUUGUGUGUCCUCCAACAAUUUACGGUAUGGUAUCCCUGAAAAGAAAUUAUCCCUUACAAAACGUCCAACUCACAGUUUCAAAAGGUCAAGGUCGUGGGCCGUGUUCACAGCGUGGGCGUCAGGUAUAUGAGCUAGCGAAUGUUACACUGCGACUUCGGAAAGGACCGAUAAUCGGCGCAGGCCAUUCCAUCUGGAACAAUGUCCACAUCCAUGACCUAAGCGAUGUAUAUGCACUCCUCGUGGAUGCUGCCAUUGCACACCGGUCCGAUCAAGGGCUCUGGGGUACCAAGGCCUACUACCUCACCGAAAAUGGGGAACACUGCUGGGGAGAGCUGGCAAGGUCCAUGGCAGAGGCAGCCACAAAUCUUGGAUACUUGCCAGAAGCCAAGGCCGAGCCCAUUGAUAUAGAAAGCGCAAAAAGGUAUGCCGGCUUUGAAUCGCUCAGCUGGGGAAUGAACUCUCGCGGGAGAGCUGUGCGCGCUCGUGAGAUUUUAGGCUGGAAGCCCUGGCGUCCGAGCAUUUUGAGUGAAUUGUCUGAUAUUGUCCAAAGCGAAUGGCAACGCUUGAAGUAG